Messenger RNA from Malus domestica (apple), 856 nucleotides. Its product is annotated as transcription factor CPC-like. Lineage: Eukaryota; Viridiplantae; Streptophyta; Magnoliopsida; Rosales; Rosaceae. The record is from RefSeq and is a predicted model, not a curated record. Gene Ontology annotation, biological process: regulation of DNA-templated transcription; cell differentiation. Gene Ontology annotation, molecular function: transcription cis-regulatory region binding. Gene Ontology annotation, cellular component: nucleus.
CCCUUUGUCUUCCUCUCUCACCUCACCGCCCAUUCUUCCCCUAUCCUAUCCAUCAUCAUGCACAACAUUGUCUUUCGAGGAUUCUUCCUCCUAUUUAUACGACUUCGACAACUGCCUUCAAUUUCAAACACAGUUUCCUGCACUACUUGCUUUUUUUCUAUAUAUUCGCCCAUAUAUAUAAACCCUAGUUGUUGAAGUUUUGGCGGCUCCAAUUUUUUUUCAUAUUUUCAACUCCGAUGGCUGACUUGGAUCACUCCCACUCCACUUCUGACGACAACUCUGUGGAUUCUAGAGAGGAAAGUAGUCAAGACUCUAAGCUUGAAUUUUCAGAAGAUGAGGAAACUCUAAUCACUAGGAUGUUUAAUCUGGUUGGUGAGAGGUGGUCUCUGAUUGCUGGGAGAAUCCCUGGAAGAUCAGCAGAGGAGAUUGAAAAGUACUGGACUUCAAGAUACUCGACAAGUGAAUGAAGUGCCAAAAACAAUGAAUGGUUCAAUGGUGUCUCUCUCUCUCUCUAUCAGAGCAGAAAAUUUUGGGGGUGUGGUUAACAAUGUUUGGGGUGUACUUAAUAUGCAUGGGUUGUUUUUUCCAGUUGCUUAAACAAGGAAGCUAAUGGGGUCUGCAAGUGCCCAUCUCUCUGUACAAUAGUUAUUGGUUUAGUGAUGUUUGGGUUUUCAGUUUUAACUUCUGUUUAUGUAAAUUUGGUUGGUUUAAGCUUGCUUAAUCUCUCAGAUUUUAUUAAUUUUAGAACUAAGUAUUGACUUAGUUGAGAUUAAAUAUUGUCAUUAUCAUGUGGAGGAAACUCAUGAUUCCUGCACACAUUCUGAAAAAAAUCCAACACAAUAUUCCCUGUUCCUCA